AUGUUGUCCAUACCAACAACAUACGAUGAUAAGACAAAAGUCUGGAGUGGCAUGAAAUUGGAAUCGGUAUAUAAAAAUGAUACAUCAGUGGGUAAAAUUAUAUUUAAAACAAUGAGAAAUUGGCCACGAAAUGUUUGCCAGAUAUCGGAUACUGAAAAUGUGACCGUGACCUAUGGACAAGCACUCACAUGGGCGACACGUGUGGCAUUAUAUUUAAAAAAAUCGGGAUAUAAUCAUACUGAUGUAAUUGGCAUAUCUGCCAAGAAUUCAACCUAUGUAAUGCCUGUGGCUGUGGCAUGUUUAAUGAAUGCAACACCGUUUCAUUCAGUUAAUCCAUUGCUCGAUGGAGGUACCAUUAAACAUUUGUUUAAUAUAACUAAGCCAAAGGUUGUAUUUUGUGAUGCCGCUGAUUAUGAUAAAGUGCAUUCUGCCACAUCGGAAUUCCAACCGAUUAUAAUUACCUUAACCGGACAUUUGGAUGGUAUACAAAAAAUUGAGGAUCUCUUUGAGCCAUCACAUGCUGAAAUGUUCUACGAACCCGAACCAUUGCAAGAUGAAUUCCAAACUGUGGCCAUUUUAUGCUCAUCGGGUACAACGGGAUUGCCGAAAGCGGUUUGUGUGCCAAAUGGAGUCCUUAUACAGGAUAGCAUGGCAAUUAAUAGUGAAUUGAUAUACUUUGUAUCGGCCAGUUUGGAUUGGAUAACUGGCCUGUGGGCCUUUGUUUUUAGCGCAGUUUUCGGGGCAACGCGUAUUAUUACAACUAGCCCAUUCGAUCCGGCUAAUUUUUCACGAAUGGUGGAGAAAUAUAAAAUUAAUUAUUGUAUUAUACCGCCGGAGCAUAUAUCCUCGUUGGUUGACUGCCCCGAGGCCACAUCCGAGAGAUUAGCUUCGUUGAGACGAUUGAACUAUGGCGGCGGUUUGGUCACUGUGGCCACUCUCAAGAAUAUUCAAAGCCUUUGUCCAAAUGCCAUAAUCAGUUCAGCCUAUGGCAUGACUGAAGUUGGUUCCAUCGCUCUGAAUCUGGGACAAGUUAAACUGAGUGCUGCGGGCAAACCUUUGCCAGGCAAACGUAUUCGAAUAAUUAAUGAGCAGGGCAAGAAUCUGGGCUAUCAUGAGAUUGGCGAGAUUUGUGUCCAUACGGGACGCGUCUGGAGUGGUUACUACAACAAUCCCGAAGAGUCUCAUCGUGUACAGGACGAUGAGGGAUGGUUUCAUACCGGCGAUAUGGGUUACUUUGAUGAGGACAACUACCUCUAUAUAGUUGAUCGGCAAAAGGAAGUUCGCAAGUACAAGGGUCUACAAUAUUGGCCCACAGAAAUUGAAAAUGUCAUUGCCGAAUUGCCCGAUGUGGUGCGCGUCUGUGUUGUGGGCAUUUACGAUGAGCAUUAUGGCGAUGAAGCUGGCGCUCUGGUAGUCAAGCGAAAGGGUUCCGAUUUGAGUGCAAAUGAUAUAAUUGAACAUGUGGCAAAACGUUUGCUGGACACUCAAAAGCAAAUUCGAGCAGGUGUCUUUUUCACCGAUAAAAUGCCUGCAAACCUCAAUGGAAAAGUUAUGCGCAAAGCAGCUCAUGACGCAUUUAUUGCCCUUUCCAAAAAAUAA
Messenger RNA from Drosophila willistoni, 1599 nucleotides. RefSeq names its product 4-coumarate--CoA ligase 1. The transcript is spliced from 5 exons. Gene Ontology annotation, molecular function: long-chain fatty acid-CoA ligase activity. Bases 1 to 1599 code for a protein of 532 amino acids. The record is from RefSeq and is a predicted model, not a curated record. NCBI's taxonomy places the organism in Eukaryota, Metazoa, Arthropoda, Insecta, Diptera, Drosophilidae. Gene Ontology annotation, biological process: fatty-acyl-CoA biosynthetic process; long-chain fatty acid metabolic process.